Scheffersomyces stipitis CBS 6054 is the source of this 1572-nucleotide messenger RNA. RefSeq names its product cytochrome P450 (gene ALK2). Gene Ontology annotation, molecular function: iron ion binding; heme binding; oxidoreductase activity, acting on paired donors, with incorporation or reduction of molecular oxygen, reduced flavin or flavoprotein as one donor, and incorporation of one atom of oxygen. The record is from RefSeq and is a predicted model, not a curated record. The transcript has a single exon. Bases 1 to 1572 code for a protein of 523 amino acids. NCBI's taxonomy places the organism in Eukaryota, Fungi, Ascomycota, Pichiomycetes, Serinales, Debaryomycetaceae.
AUGGCAAAUUUUAUUGAAUUCGUCACCACCAACUGGUACAUCAUCAUUCCAGCACUUCUAGUGUUGCACAAGGUCUUUGACCUCUUGUAUGUUCAGUAUUUGUACAGAAAGCUUGGAGCAAAGCCUUGCACCAACCAGACAGAUGACCAUGCUUUUGGUAUUCGUGCUGGAUUUGAAAUGUUGAAGAAAAAGAACGAAGGAACUGUUGUAGACUUUGGUGCAGAAAGAUUUGAAUCCCGCAUCGACCCCAAGAUCCCAACCUUUUCCAUGAGAUUGUUCUUGAUUCCAAUUGUGCUUACCAGAGACCCCGAAAACAUAAAGGCAUUAUUGGCCACUCAAUUCAACGAGUUCGUAUUAGGCUCUAGAUUCGAACAGCUUGCCCCAUUGUUGGGUAAAGGUAUUUUCACGUUGGACGGUGAAGGCUGGAAGCAUUCCAGAGCCAUGUUGAGACCACAGUUCGCUAAGGAGCAAGUUGCCCAUGUGCAAUCUUUGGAACCUCACAUACAAGCCUUGGCCAAGCAUGUUCGUAACGCCAAGGGCAAACUGUUUGACAUCCAAGAAUUGUUCCACAGAUUGACUGUCGACUCUGCCACUGAAUUCUUGUUUGGUCAAUCUGUUGAAUCAUUGAGAGACGAAUCUGUUGGUAUGGCCGAUGAAGCUACGGACUUCGCAGGGAAGAGUACCUUCGCCGCUUCGUUCACCAUUGCCCAAAACUGGUUGGCUAACAGAGCCGUUGCCCAGAAGUUCUAUUUCCUUAUCAACCCCAAAGAAAUGCGUGAUUCUAUCAAAGAUGUUCACAGAUUUGUCGAUUACUACGUUCAGGUCGCAUUGGACACUCCUCAAGACGAAUUGGACAAAAAGUCCAAGGACGGUUACAUCUUCUUGUACGAAUUGGUGAAACAGACUAGAGAUCCAUACGUGUUAAGAUCGCAGUUGUUGAACGUCUUGUUGGCUGGCCGUGACACCACCGCCGGUUUGUUGUCAUUUGCUUUCUUCGAAUUAGCCAGAAGACCAGAUAUAUGGAGCAAGUUGAAGGACGAAAUCUAUGAGAAUUUCGGCCUGGGUGAGAACUCCAAAGUUGACGAGAUUACUUUCGAAUCGUUGAAGAGAUGUGAAUACUUGAAGGCAUUCCUUAACGAAACCUUGAGAUUGUACCCAUCUGUCCCUGUUAACUUCAGAGUUGCUACUAAGGACACCACCUUGCCAAGAGGUGGUGGUAAGGAUGGUAGUGAGCCUAUUCUUGUCAGAAAGGGCCAGUCUGUCUUCUACAGUGUCUAUGCCACUCACAGAAGCGAAGCAUACUACGGCAAGGACAGACAUGUGUUCAGACCUGAAAGAUGGUUCGAGCCUUCUGCUAGGAAGCUCGGCUGGGCUUACUUGCCAUUCAAUGGUGGUCCAAGAAUCUGUUUGGGUCAACAGUUCGCCUUGACUGAGGCUUCGUACGUUGUCGCCAGAUUGAUUCAACUUUUCCCUAACAUUGAAAACUAUGAACCGGAGGAAGUUUACCCACCAUUUAAGAACUCCCAAUUGACCAUGAACCUUUUGAACGGGUUACACAUUGGCUUAUACUAG